UAUGUUAGCUACUCUGGAUCCACAGUCACACCGUGUGUGUCAGUGUGGCAAACAAGUAGUUGUGAGGUGUCUGGACUGCCUGCCUCUUCCAUUCCUUUGUGCUGACUGUGAUAUUGCAGUUCACACACGCUUUGUCCUGCACAACAGAGAGGCAGUAACAGGAGGGUUUUUGCAGCCUUCAUCAGAGUUUCACAAGCCAAUAGUUCGGCUGUUGCCUGUGCAAAGGCCAGACCAUGUGUGUGACUGCCCAGUAGGUAACUUUGAGGUUUCACCCGGCGCAAUUGUGGCUCUUGUAACCAUAAAUGGCCGUUAUAACCUUGAACUGCCAGUGGUGAGCUGCACCAGCUGUGACCUAAUGUGGUCCCCCUCAGUUAAGGACAUCCUGGGUAGUGGAUAUUGGCCUGGCACCUUAAAUUUCUGCACCCUGUUUUCAAUGGAUGUCUUUCAGUCUUUCUAUGACAUUAAGAAGGCUGCACCAGGGAUGUCACUUAAGGCAUUUGUCAAAAUGCUGGAUGAACGAACAGCCCAUUUUGGAAGGACUGGCCGAAUAUCAGCUGAUGCCUUCAGUAAAAGCUUUGUGGAGUGGAGUGCUGUAAAGUUUGAGGUGGACAGGAUGUGCAAGGAGCCAUGCAUUAGCUGCCCUGCCUGCACUCCAGACGUGCUUGCCGUCUCAGUUGAUGGAAACCAUAAGCUUUAUCGCAUUCAAUCAAAUACAAGCACUUCAGAGCAGGCGAACUUUGAAGGUGUCUUCAUUGAAAAAGAUGAGGAAGUUGCUGAGUUUAUGAAAUACAUCCAGAGACACACAAAUGAUGUCCCGGGGAAAGGGUUGUGCGGAUCUUCAUCUUGGACAGCAGCAAAGGAGUCGACCAAAAAGUCCACUGGGAAGUUGGAUGAAGAGGGCAUGGAAAUAGCUGUUUGUCGCCACGGAGUCCUCUUAGCUGCAUUGAACAUGUUUCGAGGGAGAUCUUUGCUUACCCCCUUUUUCUCCAGAGGAAGUUGGCAGCUAGCAUCCCAGGACAUAUUACGUUCCUUUGCUCGAUGUGGCCUGUAA
This is a messenger RNA of Oreochromis aureus, 1051 nucleotides long. RefSeq lists its product as uncharacterized. Lineage: Eukaryota; Metazoa; Chordata; Actinopteri; Cichliformes; Cichlidae. The record is from RefSeq and is a predicted model, not a curated record. The transcript is spliced from 6 exons. Bases 2 to 1051 code for a protein of 349 amino acids.